CUCGAACCUUCUUGGACGCAGGCAAUCAACAUGGGCGGAAUCACCGAGGCCGAGAAAGUACUUUUGUUCAGUGUCCUCGAGUUCCUGGCGCCGCUGUCGGGAAAGGAUGGCGUAGACGCGGCGAAGGUGCAAGCGGGUGUGAAAAGUCUCCAGGAAGCAUUCAACGUGAAUCCGUCGGAUGCUGCGUUGAAGCAACGCCUGGGUCUGAAGAACCAUUCCUUGCUUGAUAUCUUCACUGCGGGGUCCAAAUCGUUGCAACUCGUGACAUUGUCUGCACCUGCCGCAGAAGAUCCCGUGAUUGCUGCUAACCCUGGAUUGUGGCAAAAGUGGCUUGCGAAAUUGGAGGCCAAGGGAUUCUUCAACGGCGUCUCCCCCGGCACCUCGGAAUACGAUGAUUUGUACAAGAAAGCUCUGAGCAAGUUCAAGGAAAAGUUUGGCAGUGACAAGGCACCGCCGUCGCUCUCCAAGGAAGAGAAGGAGGCCAAGGCCGAAACGCUUAAAGCCAGCGGCAACGCCGCGUUGAGCGCCAAAGAUUACGUCAAGGCCGAACAAUUGUACUCGGAAGCAAUUGCGCUAUCCCCCGCCGGCCCCAACUCACACAUUUACCUGUCCAACUUGGCCGCGGCGCAAAUGUACCUCGAAAAGUACGACGACGUGGUCGACAACUGCGAAAAGUCGAUCGAACUCAACCCCAAGUACGUCAAGGCGUACUCGCGCCUCGGGGCCGCGUACCUGCAGCUGGAAGACAUCGACCUCGCCAUCGACGCGUUCAGUCGCGGCCUCGAAGUGGACCCGACCAACGACAUGUGCAAGUCGGGGCUGCACGACGCGCGCAACCGCCAAAGUCAUCUCCAGACACGCAAUGCACCUCCGCCGGCGGGUGGCGGUGGCAUGCCAGACUUGAGUGCAUUGGCGGGCAUGAUGGGCGGCGCGGGUGGCGGUGCCGGCGGUCUCGCGGGCCUCAUGAGCAACCCUGCGAUGCAGCAAAUGGCCGCGCAGAUGAUGCAAAACCCCCAAAUGAUGGCCAUGGCUCAAAACAUGAUGAAGGACCCGGCGGCAUUGAGUCGCAUGAUGGGUUCCAUGGGCGGCGGCGGCGGUGGCGCGCCCGACUUGAGCAGUCUGUUGACGCCCGAAGCGAUCGAGUCAUUUCGUCACAGCCCCCAGGUGAAUGCGAUGCGCGGCGACCCCGUGAUGGCCGAGUUCUUUGACGACAUGGACCAGGGUGGCCCCCAAGCGGCGAUGCGACACAUGUCCAACCCAGCCGUGGCGGCCAAGUUGCAAGGGCUGUUGAGUAACAACAUGAUGUAGUAAUACAAGUCUACUUUUACGCUUCGGUAAACUUUUGGGCGUUUUCCAAGAACGUCACAUACUCCUUCUGCUCCUUGAGGUCGGAGAAUUGCGUGAUGAAGUUGGCCAGGUCGUCGUUGAUGUGUCGGGCGUUGAGGUAGUCGGCGAACGCUUCCUGCACGUCUUCCUCGAGGUCGGCGAAGCGCGGACCUUCAUAGUCCGAGUCGUUCAGGUCGUCCGCGGUCUCCGUGUGCAUCACGCCUUCCACGGUCAACACGCUGCUCGCCACGCAGUCAAAGACCAACGCGUGGUUGUCCUUGACGAUGCGGGCCGUGAACCGAAUGCACGGCAACACGUCGUCCUCAAACUCGCCGGCGUCUUCCGCCUCGUCUUCUUCGCCUUCGUCGUAUUCGCCGCCUUCCUCGGCUACGUCAGCCACGUCUUGGCAAUUGAACUUGACGUCGAUCGCUUCGUUCUUGUACUUGCUGAGCAGCACAAUGUCCAAGUUACCCGGCGUGUCUUGGAUCUUGAAGUUGGCCAGCACCUUUUCACGGAGCGCUUCCAGCUCUUCGCCGACAAAGCAGUUGGCCUUCUCUUCCGCGAGUUCGCGGCCUAAGAGAGAUGGAAGCGCAGACGAGAACCGACGGGCGUGAUGCACAGCCGGGGACGCUUUCAGCGUGAGCAACGACAAUCGCGACAGCAUGACGAUGGACUGGUGAUGGAAUGACAAUAAAAGGUGUGGUGUGCAGUGGACGAGAAAAAUAUGUUUUCAGGUC
Messenger RNA from Aphanomyces astaci, 2063 nucleotides. RefSeq lists its product as hypothetical. The record is from RefSeq and is a predicted model, not a curated record. Bases 31 to 1308 code for a protein of 425 amino acids. The transcript is spliced from 11 exons. Gene Ontology annotation, biological process: post-translational protein targeting to endoplasmic reticulum membrane. Gene Ontology annotation, cellular component: membrane; TRC complex. Lineage: Eukaryota; Oomycota; Saprolegniomycetes; Saprolegniales; Verrucalvaceae. Gene Ontology annotation, molecular function: molecular adaptor activity; protein binding.